Molecule: messenger RNA, 2211 nt
Organism: Caenorhabditis elegans
Lineage: Eukaryota; Metazoa; Nematoda; Chromadorea; Rhabditida; Rhabditidae
Gene: tag-52
Product: Putative protein tag-52
Exons: 10
Coding region: 4-2001 (665 amino acids)
Molecular function (GO): guanyl-nucleotide exchange factor activity
Source: RefSeq, marked reviewed
ACUAUGAACGCGGGCAAAGAAUUCAACUACUACACGUACCAAAGUGACUCGUCGCAAGGCAGUUUGCAAAAGGCUCCCGAUGAAAAUACUGAUUAUUUCACACAUAAGAUGAACAGCUAUUUGCCAUUUGACAUGAGUACACUGUAUGCUAAUCAGCCGACAGAGAAAAUCCAGAUUUUACAAGAAAUUUAUGAUACCGAGAGAACCUAUGUGAAAGCGCUCACUAUCGUCGAUGAGAUAUUCAUUCAACAACUUAACUUGUGGUGCCCCAAAUCAAAAAAAUGCUUCCGAUCCAUGUUCGGCGAGAUAUCAGCAAUCUGCAAGACUCAUCAAAUCCUUCUGGAAUCCCUUCAGUGCAAGCCGAUCGCCGAGGUCUUUACCAAAUUUGUACCGUUCCUCAAACUCUAUACCAGUUAUGCAUCCCAUUAUCCAAAUUCGCUGAAAAUUUUUGCGAAACUGAUGUCUCGCAACGACUUCCGCAAAGCUCUGACCAAAAUUGAGGAAGACCCCAGAGUUGAUGGAAAGAAACUCCAGACAUACCUCAUCAUGCCAAUUCAACGCAUUCCACGCUAUAUCAUGCUCAUUCAAAAUUUGAUGAAUUACAGCACUGAGAAAGAUGAUAUGACAAACCUUUACAAAGCGUUGUCGGGUAUGCAAGGGCUCUCCGAUCAGAUUCAAUCCUGCAUGACAGCUUAUGAAAAUGGAGAACGACUCCUUCAAAUCCAACUGAAUUUUGGUCUGGAUGGGCACAUUCUUGAGCCAGGACGCGUAUUGUUGAAGGAAGGAAUGUUGUACAAGAGAGAGCUCAAUGGAUCAGCCAACUACCAGGAAACCGUGGUCUUCCUGUUCAAUGAUAUUCUUCUUUACGGAAUCAAGAGAAUCAGUGUGAUGCCACUCUGCAAAUACGAGCCGUCUGCAAUUCUCUCACUCCGUCACUGCAUUGUCCAACUUGAUGAUAUAGGAGGGAGCAUAUUUAUUCGUUGUGGAGACGUCGGUGUGGACUUUACAGCCUACUCACUCGGAGGUGUUACGGAGUGGUACAAUGAGAUUUGCGAUGCUAUUGACAACGCAAAGAAGCUUCGUGAUACGCUGCGGAAAGAGAGUUUCAAGCAAAAGUCGCUCAUCUUUGACAAAGGAUUCUGGCAGAGAAAUCGAGACAAGCUCCGUAAUAUGAUAACUGCCGAUAUGACGGGCAACAUCAGUCGUGUGUUGACAAGAAAGAAGCCAGCUCCGAAGCUCGAGGAAAGUGAUUUUCUUCGUGGACAGUGGACAACUUCCACGAUUGCUUCGAAUCAACGGAAGCGAAAAGUUGCUACUUUGGAGGAUGAAGAAGAAGACGUAUUCAACAUGCUAUCUUCUCCCAAUCUAUCUCAGCGGAAGCGGAAAGCCACUCUGCAAGAGAACACUCCAUCAGGCGUUGGUUGGACAGCCUCCCCAAGAAGUUCGUCUUUUCGAAAACGUAGAGCGUCUACUCUGAGAAAUAAAAAUGCAGAUGUAACUGACGGCAACAACUACCUCAGCCAUCUUGUUCUCAAUGAUGUCACCAUGACACAACCGUACACUGGUCUUAAUGCUUUUGUGGGAACUCCAAAGUCGAGAACACCAACUGAUGACGAUUACGACAGUGAUCGGGACUAUGUUUGGACUGAUGACGAGGAGUUUGUUUCGGACGACAAGAAGAUUCCAAUCAGACGUGUGGCUAGUUAUGAUGAAGAGGAUCGCCGCCCACGCGAUUUCAGCGAGGUUCGUCGCUCUGUGGCUUCGGAACCACCACGUCGCCAUCUUGCAGUGGACGACAUUCGCAAGUUGAGCUACCAACAGCGUUCUCUGGAGCCAUUCAACAUGGUCACUGAGGACGAUGAUGAGGACGACAUCAUUGAUAUCAAAGUCAAAGGAGAGCGUCCACGUCCGUGGUGGGAGACCGAAUCAGCACCACCGGCUAUUAAAAAUCAAAAGUCUUCAAUAAUUGAUUCAAUCAGAAAUAGUUGCGCAAUUAUGUAAUUUUUCCUCUUUUUUUUAAAUUUUCAGCUAUUUUGGUCCAUCUAUUUGUAUGUUUUCAUCUCAUGAUCGUUGAUCUCUGCAUUGUGUCGUUCCUAUUUUUUCUACACAUUUUCUCCCCAUUUUUCCCUUAAAAAUUUAUGUUUUCGUGAAAUAUCUCUCCCCAGAAACUGUUCAGACUGUUCACUAUGUUAUCAAUAAACAGCUAUUGAU